GCGGCAGCAGCAGCAGCAGCAGCCGCCGCUUGGAUAAGAGAGAGGGAGGCAGCGGGGCGGGGAGGGAGAAGCGUGCGCGCGAGCCGUGCUUGCCGGCUGCCUGCAGAGAGGCGAAGGCGGCGGCGGCGGCGGCAGCAAGCAGCAGUAGCGGCGGCCGCUGUGGCGGUAGCAGCGAGAGCCCGAGCAACGGCGUCGUCGGCGCAUUUGGACAGCUCCCUUCUUGGCGCCGCCAGCAGCAGCAGCACCACCACCAUUAUGUCCCCGCAGCGCGCGGCGGCCGCCUCCCCGGCAAAGGCCGCCGGCGCCGAGGAGGACACGGGAGGAUGAGGACAGGAGGGAGGCGAAGGAGGAGGAGGAGGAGGCGCAGGCGGUGGGAGGCGGACGAGGCGAGGCAGCGCGGAGGAGGAGGAGGAGGCGCAGGCGGCGGAGGAGACGCGGAGGAUGAAGUGGAGUGUCCGGGGAGCCUGCGCCGCGCUCUCCAGCUGCCUCCUGCUCGCCUGCGCGCUGAGCGCCGCCGCCGUGGGCCUCAAGUGCUUCUCGCUGGGCUCCGAACUCAAGGGGGAGCCCUUCCGCCUCGGCAGCGCCGCCGGAGCCUUCUACUCGGGGCUGCUGCUGGCCACCGGCCUCUCGCUGCUGGGCUCCGCGCUCUUCUGUUGCCGGCAGCCCGACGACCACGCCGGCCACAGCGCCUCCGCCGAGGGUGCGGGCGGAGCGCCCCCUCGAGGGCACGCGGGCAGCGAGGUGGUGGCGGUGCCGGUGAGCGGGGAUUCCCAGGCGCCGCCUCAGGCGCCACCCAAGGCGCCCGCCAACGGGCGGCAAAACUUCCUCCUGCUGGGGGCGCUGGUCUUCAUGCUGGGCGUGCUGAGCGCCUUCGCCGGCGCCGUCAUCGACGGCGACACGGUGUCGCUGGUGGAGAAGAAGUACUCGCACUACUGCCUCCUGCAGGCCGGAGGAGGAGGAACCGCAGCGGGAGCAGCGCCCGCCCGGGCCAGGCCUGCGGGCGGCCCCGACGGCUCGGCAGCGGCGCUGCGCUGCCAGAAACUGCGCGACUAUCAGCGGGGCUUGGUCAUCUCCACCAUCUUCAACGCCCUCGAGUGCCUGCUGGGGCUGCUCAACCUGCUGCUGGUCAAGAACUACAAAGCGGCCCAGCAACGGGGGCUGCGACGGCGCCGACGCCGACGGCACGACCACCACGUGGCGGGUGGGCGGCGGAGAAGGCGCAGGGGGCCCGGGGGGGCCGGUGGUGGCGCCGUCGGUGGGCGGCGUCCGCAGCGCCCCAGCCAAGGCUCCAUCUUCUCCAGCGAGGACCCCGAUGUGUCCCCCGGGGGCGAUUGCGCCUUCCAGGCCGUGUCGUACAUCAACGUCGGAGUCUUCCACGUGUUCGACGAGGCCGGCGUGGAGGUGCACUGCGGAGGCCACCCUUCCAUCGAGCUGCCCGGCUACUCUCCCAUGGACCCCGACCUCCAGGUGUCCUACCCGUAUUGCUACCCGUUGCCCAACGAGCAGCCUCCGGCCUACGAGGAAAUCUAUCCCAGGGAGCCCUGUGCCAACCGCAUCUAGGCACCACCGGCCAGCGCCCUUUGGAAACCUGCCGCGCAGACAAUCGGCCUGCUGGACUGAAAGGGGCAGGAGCCGAAUUGGGGCAGAGCACGAACACUUUAUUGGCAGGACCAGUAGUAGCACAAGGUGAGGCCAAAGCCACAGGUAGUAGUGGUGUGGACUCCUCCGGGAACCCUCCGUCUAAAGAGGCAGGUGUCUGUAAGAUUCCUAGCAUGAGACAAGGCUGGUGCGCGCUGUUGGGGCGGAUCUGGUGGCAAGUUGAAACAUUGGUCCAGACCACUUUGGCUUCGUUUUUCUGAAGAUCAGGCACACUUUCUCUUCACCGCCUCUUUGAUGGAGAAGUCUUGAACAGAGUUAAAAGAAAGUUGCCAGUGUUUUGCAACCUGUUGGAGGUUUCUCCAAUAUGUCACUUGUCGAGAUUUCUCUUUUCCUGCUCCUUUUGGUUCUAUCACUAAAAUCUAUAGCUACAUACUAGAGGUUUUAGCAAAGUGCAUUUUUCUCUUGGGUUUCUUAAAGAUGGCUGGGCCUACUUGGGGAUGAUGCUUUUAGUACCUUUUAAUUUUACCCCUUUUCCCCCUUAGCCUGGUGGAAUCUUUUCAUCCAUCUCUUCUUCGAUAUCGAUGGAAUGGCGAACAUUUCAGGGUUGGUUUACAGUCAUAUUUGGCUCGGAUUUGUUUUGAUUUGUUUUACCCACACACCUGCCCCUCCCUUCAAAUGAAUCUUCAUGAUAGCCUCAGCUUUAAGAGUUACGAAAUUGUGUCCUUAGAAAGCCAGCCAGAAAAGAAAAACACACACAAAAAAUGUAAGGAUGAAUCUUUCCCUCUCAAGCAAAUAUAUUUCUAACCAUGAAGAGAGACCAAGAGCAGUUUCGAUCCAAGCCUCUUAUGUUUACAGUAUUCCUGGGAGAUUUUAUGUUUUAAGUUUAAAAUCCAACGAGAGUUAAAACCAUUGUUGGUCUUGUAAGAUGCACAUGAUAAACCUGCACUUUCAAAAAAGGGGGGGGGAAUCAACAGCAACAUUUUUGUACACUAAUGUGCCUGCUUUUUGUUGAUAAUUUCUUACUGUAAAAGCUUUCAAAAAGUCUAUAGUGAAAAUGUUUGGUAAAGUCAUUGCAACGUAGAAUUAACAAAUCAGUUCCUUUACUACAAUAGAAAUGCUAUAUUGAAUAGAAGGAGAGUCCAAAUCGUCUCAUACAUUCCUUUUUGUAAACAGGUUCUGUGUUUUUAAUGCAAAGCAGGGCUUAUAUUUAUUUUUUAUUUUGUUUUAAAACAGUCUAAUCCUAUUUUGUACACAUGCAGCCAGUUAUUCUUGUAAGUAGUUUCAUUUUAGUGUUACCAGUUAAUUAAUCUGAGAAGCUUGAAUAAUAAGUUUUUAUUUAAAUAUAAAUACAUAAUAUAUACAUAUAUCUAUAUAUGCUUUAAGCAGCCUUAACUGACGGUCACAAUUUUCAGCGGAGUUACCCAAACUCCUUUGAAGUAUGGUUUUUUUUUUAAAAAAAAACAUAUUCUAUAUCAUUUAAAGCUGACAGAAUUCAACAGGUGAGCAUUGAAAAUAAUAAUACUGCAUUAAAAAGGUUCCGAUUAUAGUGACUAAACUCUUGUCUAGAUAUUUUAAUAGUUUCACCAAAAAUGCUCUUUUGGAGGCAAAGCCACGAGUGACACAGGAGACCCGUGACUGACUCUCAUGACGUUCAUUUUGCUUUUAAACAGUUGCAAGGGGCUCCAGCUUCGUUUCGAAUAGCAAUGCUGGGAGAGGAAAGCAUUUAAUGUUUUCAUCUUCAUCAUUUCUCUGAUCUAAAUGCGCUACCCCUAGAACUGGCUUACGUAGCCCUUCUAGAAUACUGGAAUUUCCCUCUGUGAGGCUAAAAGCAUAUUCCAGGGCAAUUUAAAUUGGGAAACUGGCGAGAGGGAAAACAUAAUCUCACACACACCAACACCAGCAUCGCUGCAGUUAUCAAAUUCAGAGCCCAUUGCACCUGUUUUUAAGAUGAAAGAAAGGUGCAUUGUGAGAUCUGGUCACAAAUCUCGUGCAUCGUGGGUGGUUUAGCCCUCAGUCUGCUAGAGAAUGUCAAUGAAUCAGGUAGCACAGGGAAGGCAAUUAAUUUAUUUUAUUUUUUUGGAACACUGGCAUAAAAAGGAAGGUUUAAUUUAGAGCUGUUCAAAGGGAUGAAAGAGAGACACUUCAGCUCAUAUUGUUCACUUAUUAUUCUUGCCACUAUGUAUUAAGACAGAAUUCCAUUUAAAAUUCCACCCCUUCGUUAAGCUCCUUGUAGCAGGGAGCUUGUCUGCUGCUUAUAUUACUUUGUAAAGUGCCGUGUAAACUGACGGCGCUAUAUAAAUAUUAAUAAUAAUCCAUUUUAGGGCAGACUUCUGUGGAAUGUGAGCUUUAUCAACAGAGGCAAGCGUUAAAGGAAAACAGUUCUUGUCCUAUUUUUGCGAUGUACAGAAGAUUAUUUUUUUGAUUAAGGAUCUGAACAAAGUCCAAAAUCUGCAGCCUUAGAUUAAAAGUCCAACAGUCUUGAAAGCCUCUCUGCACUACUUUGUUAUCUGAAGUUGUUUCGACUUGCACACUUUGUAUAAUCUAAAAUGCAAAAAAAAAA
Lacerta agilis (Sand lizard) is the source of this 4159-nucleotide messenger RNA. It is a transcript of the gene TMEM271, whose product is annotated as transmembrane protein 271. The coding region runs from base 442 to 1560 and encodes 372 amino acids. The transcript has a single exon. The record is from RefSeq and is a predicted model, not a curated record. Lineage: Eukaryota; Metazoa; Chordata; Lepidosauria; Squamata; Lacertidae.